Astyanax mexicanus (Mexican tetra) is the source of this 4935-nucleotide messenger RNA. It is a transcript of the gene polr3e, whose product is annotated as polymerase (RNA) III (DNA directed) polypeptide E. Lineage: Eukaryota; Metazoa; Chordata; Actinopteri; Characiformes; Acestrorhamphidae. Gene Ontology annotation, cellular component: RNA polymerase III complex; nucleus. The record is from RefSeq and is a predicted model, not a curated record. Bases 249 to 2345 code for a protein of 698 amino acids. Gene Ontology annotation, biological process: DNA-templated transcription. The transcript is spliced from 21 exons.
AGCACACAGCUCCUCCCCACGUGUCUGUCUGUAGGAAGCCCUGGAAUCAGCAACAUGGAAGUAGAGCGCAGAUUCUGACAAAUUCACCCCGCUCAGCUCUACUCCCAGACCGGGGAAGCUUCUUCCGGUCCGGUUCUCCUAGUGAAUCUCAGCCUUUGCAUGGUUUGCUGUGACCAGCUCAUCAGUUCUGUAUUUCCUGGUUCGGAGUUCAUAAGCCUGAGGCAAAGUUUCCUCCUCGUCCUUUAACAAUGGCCAGCGGAGAGGAGGAUGACCCGAUUAUACAAGAGAUUGACGUUUAUCUUGCCAAAAGCCUCGCAGACAAGCUGUAUUUAUUCCAGUAUCCUGUGCGCCCUGCCACUAUGAACUAUGAUGAUACAACUCAUUUAUCUGCCAAAAUUAAACCUAAGCAGCAAAAGGUUGAACUUGAGGUGGCCAUUGAAACCAUGAGUCCCAACUAUUGCCGCAGCAAAGGAGAGCAGAUCGCUCUCAAUGUGGAUGGAACAUCAAUUGAAGAGUCCAGCACUUAUUCCACGAAAAUGAUGGAUAAGCAAACAUUCUCAUCCAUUCAGGCAACUACCAAUACAACUCGCUAUGCUGCUGCAGUGUUUCGUAAAGGGGAACUUCACCUCACACCAUUACAGGGCAUUCUUCAGAUGAGGCCCAGCUUUUCAUAUCUCGAUAAAGCUGACAGUAAAUACAGAGAGAGGGAAGCAGCUAAUGAAGCUGGGGACUCUUCUCAAGAUGAGGCGGAAGAUGACAUCAAGCAGAUCACUGUGAGGUUUGCCAGACCAGAAUCUGAGCAGGCUCGUCAGCGGCGUAUCCAGUCCUACGAGUUUCUACAAAAGAAACAAGCUGAAGAACCUUGGGUCCAUUUACACUACCACGGCUUAAAGGAUGGGCGAUCUGAACACGAGCGCCAAUAUCUUUACUGCCAGGCCAUGGAUACCACAGAGAACACGGAGCUGGUAAAAUCCCCAAAUGAGUACCUUGCUAUGCUUAUGCCGCCCCUAGCAGAAGAAAAGAUAGUGAAGCCAGUGGGCCCCAGCAAUGUGUUGUCAAUGGCCCAACUACGCACCCUGCCCCUUGGGGAUCAAGUCAAGACUUUGAUGAAGAAUGUUAAAGUCAUGCCGUUUGCCAACCUAAUGGGGCUGCUUGCAUCAGGCACCGACUCCACUGCAGUGCUGCGCUGUAUACAGCAGGUGGCGCUGCUGGUCCAGGGGAACUGGGUUGUCAAGAGUGAUGUUCUGUAUCCCAAGUCUACCUGCAGUCCACACAGUGGAGUUCCUGCUGAAGUGCUCUGUAGGGGUCGGGACUUUGUGAUGUGGAGAUUCACACAUGAACGCUCUCUUAUGAGAAAAGAAGUUGCUGCUGUUAUAAAGCUGCCCCCUGAGGAUGUGAAGGAAUUCCUGGAACAGAUGGCCAUUCCCAGAGCGAACAGAGGCUGGGAGUUCCUGUUGCCAACUGACCAUGAUUUUGUUAAGAAGCACCCUGAUGUGGCUCAGAGACAGCACAUGCUCUGGAUGGGCAUCCAGAAUAAGUUAGAAAAGGUUUUCAACUUCUCGAAGGAGGAUUUUCUGCAGAAAAAGGAGACAUCAGCAGAGGUAUCGCAUAUUAGUGGUGAACAGCGUCUGAAAGCAGCUCGAGAGAAUGCACGGGAGCACCACGCCUCUCUGCAGAAGGACCUGGAUGCCCGAAGACUGAAAGCGUCUGCUAUGUCUUCUGCUCCCACCGGUUCUGACGCAACAGUGAGAAUAAAAGAAGAACCUAUGAGUGAUACUGAGGAGUCUAUGGACACAUCUGGUGCUGUUCAGAACGGUUCACUAAACGGUUAUCCUUCCACGGACUCACCUGACGCAGACCCCCAUAAUGAACACGGGAACGGCCAGGCCUCCACUGCCGAGCUCCAGGACUUUGUACGGAACACUUUCAGAAAGCACUUUGUGUUGUGUCUCAGCGAGGUCAAACGUCUGUUCAACCUGCACCUGGCCAGCCUGCCCACAGGACACUGUGUGUUCGGCCAUGUCACAGACCGCAUGCUGCAGGACACCAUCCUGCACAGCCACUGCAAGCAGAUCCUUGUGCCUUUUCCUCCUCAGACCAGUGCUAGUGCAGAUGAACAGAAAGUCUUUGUGUUGUGGGAAAGUGGUGAAACCUUCGAUAAGCAUCGGCAGAUUUUGUUUGAAAUCUUCAUGAAGAACUACCGGGUCAGAAGGAACGUCAUCCAGUCCCGACUCUCACAGGAACUCGGCGAUGCGGUCACCAAAUCUGAUGUGGACAGGCUGCUUAAGGAGUGUUGCGUCAGCUUAGGUGGAAUGUGGUACUUGAAAGGCACGGUACAGUCCUGACAGUUGGGGAGUUAUCUUAGAGAUCCCGUCAAUCAAAAAGAAGAGGAAAAAUCUCCCCCAGAGUUAAGUGAGAGUAAACUCAUCUGUGUGGGGAGGUGGAGCAGACUCGUAAAUCAGAUACUGCUCUCAGCUGUCUAAGACCAGGUUUGGAGGACUGAGAGGUCCAUCCGCUGCUCCAGAACACUUGCUUUUGUUUACCUUUUCUAGACACUUAGCCGAGUGUAGCCAAAAUCAAAGCUUGUGGAAGCUUCCACACAGUUCAUAAAAAGGGCUGGAUAUCAACUUCAUCCUGUGGACCUGUUUAGACACACAUACAUGUAGAGAAAAAAGGAGGGAGCUGUAUAUACAGAGAAAAAGAGACAAAAUAGUUAUCGUCUAUUUUUUUUUUUUUUAAGUUAUGUUUAGGCAUUUCUAAUAAAGAUGAACAGGUUAUUAUUUUCUUUCAUUUGAUGGCAAUCUUUUUUGUGGCCUUUAAGAGACGUUCAUGUAUUAUCUUUUUUUUUUUUUUUUGGCCUUCUUGGCACUUAAUUGACUGAGACAGAUAAUUGGUUGAGGCCCCCAAUAUCCUUCAUAAAUAAAUUACUGUUUUUUUUUACAGUCUAAAAAAAUAUAUAUAUAUGUAGAAGAAAAAAGUAUACUGUACUUCUUACAUGAGGAAAGGGGGCACAAGUCAUGUGAUUUCUCAUUUACUCUGAACAUGUCAAAUAUUAAUUCAAAAUUGAAGAGUCAAAUUUUGUGAACUUGCAGCCUUUUAUUUAUAGAGUUUACAGACAACUGACCUGAAAACAGAUGAACCAAAGCUCUGGCUACUGAGAAAUGACCCUGAUACUCAGUGGACUGGAUAUGGAGGACGGAUGCAAAUAAAAGAAUUUAGAAAGUCAGUGCUUACUAAACUGUGUACUGUGGUGCCGUCAUGGGAUGUUUUAUUGGUUUAUUGCAGAUAAUGUUGACAGAAGGCAUGGAGAUGGAAAAAUCAUAAACUUAUAAAGGUGCUUCAAAUGGUUUUUGAGUGAUGCUACAAAGCCGGGGUGUCCAAUCUUAUUUCGUGUAGCUGCGGGUUUUCAUUCCAGAUAAGCAGAAGCUCAUGUGAUCAGAUGUUUAAAGACUGAAACACUGAUUAACAAGUGAAAUCGGGUGAGCUGCUGGUUGCUAACAGUGAAAACAUGCAGCCAUUAGAGCUGUUUAUUGGCAAGAACCUGGCAAAUGAUACACGUCAUGACACAGGGCUUACAAUUUAAUGUAUUGUAAUACAAAUACUAUUGUAAGCAAGGCAAUAUAUUUCGAUUGUUUAAAUAAAAUUUUAGGAAAACAUACAUUAAUAUAGUAUCAUGUUUAUAAAAGCUGAUUAAAAAAAAUGUACUUUUCAUCCAAUCAGAUUAGUGGGCUCUAAUGACAGAGUACAAGAUAAACAACACAAAAUGAACCACUGUUCGUCACCAAUUUUUACUUAUGAACUCAUAACUAAACAUCCGUACUGUUAUUGAAAAUUCAUACAGUAUUGCAAACAGUUUGCAGUACUAUAUAAUAUGAUUCUGCACUCCUAGCAGCCACACCGUCCCAGUGUAAAUAAAAUUGGACAUCUCUGCUUAAAAAAAAGAAUUUUUAAAGCCUGUUGACACCAAGUACACAUUUUUCGAAAAAAAGUUAAAAUGUGGCCUUUGAGAUUGUAGUCCCUAAAUACUAUCUAAAGACUAUCACUAUUAAAAGUAUUCAUUGAAACACUUUUGGAAUUUCUUUGGUGUUUUCAUGUAAAAUUGUGGAAGAACCCUUUAAAGUGCUUUUAGGGACCUUUUUAAGAUUUUUUUUUUUUUUUUGAAGAAGAAAAAUGUUGAAGUUUUUGUGAAUGUUCCAAAAAGCACCUUUAAAUAGUUCUUCCACAGUUUCAAAUUGAAGAAACCCUUAAAGUUCCUGAAGGAACUGAUACUUUUAACUGUAGAGUUAGGCUGCUGUGUUUUCUAGUAGGUUUUAAACUGAACUGGGAUGCAAGCUCACUGAAAUAUUUACAUUUUGGCAAAGCAAAUGUCAGGAGAGCUGUGUUUUUCAUUUAGCACCCAUGCAGUGUUCUACAGAGGGGUGAAAUCAGCUUUUGAUGCUUCCUGUGCUUCUUCUGCUAAAAAUGUUUUAUAAUUUAUAGAGUUUAAUUCCAUCUUUCUUCUUUCUGUUUUUUGUUUUGUCCAUGAUGUGUGCAUCAAUUUAUCAGAUGAAGUUCAACUGAGGCUGUCCUGGCUUUCAAAGGUGCUGGAUGAUGAUUGCUUUGUACAGUUGAGUGUGUGACUUGUGAUUAGUUGUGAAAGCAAUAUUCUGAGAGACUCUGAAGUGUUUUUAUAGAACAAGAGAAAGUGCCUCUAAAUUAUUCAGGGGAAAUUAUUACCAUUAUCGAGUUCUGUUUGUUUUACUUGAACAACCUUAUUUCUCACCUAGCCCCGCCCCCUCCUUUCUAACUAAAGACUCUUAGAUCCAGUUCAGUAAUUUAAUCAUUCCAUAUAUUCAGAACUUCACCUGACUGUAUGUCCACACAGAUACCUGAAAAGGGUUACGUCCACAGUUUCACCUUGGAAUAUGAUGCUCAAUAAACACUGCAACCAAAGUA